AUGGGUGAAGGAGUGUCAAAAAAUGAAACCCAAGGUACUUCUCAUCUUAUUAUUUCAUCUUCCUUCGAUACAUCUACCAUUGACACCACUAUUUCAUUACCACCAUUCCAUAAUUCUAUUCCUCUUACCUUACCCCAAUUCACUCAAUCACCAACUUUUGAGAACAUCAUCAAUCAACCCAUCACUUCAUUGUUUCCAUCCCAAUCUACUAAAGGCUCCAGAAUUGUUCAAGAAGAUGAAACAACUGAAGAUGGAGAGUUUAUGGGAACUUUUAAAGAUAUUGAAUUUGAUCCAGAAGAAGAAAACAUUCGUGAUCACAUGUUGAUGUUAGGGAAACAAUUCAAGAUUCUCAACAGGAAGCUUAAUUCUUAA
This is a messenger RNA of Lactuca saligna, 372 nucleotides long. NCBI's taxonomy places the organism in Eukaryota, Viridiplantae, Streptophyta, Magnoliopsida, Asterales, Asteraceae. The record is from the annotation of a GenBank genome assembly.